CAGGACACAACGCUUCAUCGGGCCCUAAAUACACAGUUCGUUGGGUGAGCCUGCGCAUCGCCACGGGUGGGUGAUCGUAACGUUAUCCCUGCAUGAGCACGUUGCCAUCAGUGUACAAGCAAGGGAUGCGCGAAUAAGCCAGGGACGCGCGACCAAGUCUGCCAGGGCCUCGGUCAAGCCUGCACUGCUGGUCCCCCGAGUCCGGCGAGCGGCGCACAGGACGACCCUCCUUGACCCGCCAUGCGGCUCAUUGAAACCCGCACACGAGAGCUCGUCGAGUUCUUCGGCGAUGGCAUACCUGGAUAUGCGAUCCUGUCGCACACAUGGGAGGAUGAAGAGGUGACUUUCAAGGACUGGAAGAGGCCGAACCUCGCGAGGAUGAAAAGAGGCUUCUUCAAGAUCGACAUGGCUUGCCAGCAGGCCUGUUCCGAUGGCCUUGGCUACCUCUGGGUCGACACGGUCUGCAUAGACAAGAGGAGCUCUUCCGAGCUGAGCGAGGCUAUCAACUCCAUGUUCAGCUGGUACCGGAACGCCGGCGUCUGCUACGCCUACCUGGCGGACAUUGGGCCUCGGCAUCUCUUCUCGGAGCCCAUGCCGCAGAACUACGAGGAGCAGUUUGGUCGGAGCAGAUGGUUCACUCGUGGCUGGACGCUCCAGGAGCUUCUCGCCCCCCAUCAGAUGAGGUUCUACGCUAGGAAUUGGUCAGUGAUAGCUGACCGCCGAGAUCUAGCUGGGGAGAUCUCUAGGACCACAAACAUACCCGAGGAAUAUUUCCUUGAUGGGUGGGCGGCGCUGGGUCGGGCGAGCGUGGCAGAGAGGAUGUCAUGGCUGUCUCGGAGAGUAACCACAAGAAUCGAGGACAUGGCAUACUGCAUGCUAGGCAUAUUCGACAUCAACAUGCCACUGCUCUACGGCGAGGGCCCCAAGGCGUUCAUCCGGCUCCAGGAGGAGAUCAUCCGGACCUCGACCGACCACACCAUAUUCUGCUGGGCCUGGACCGACCAGGUGCCCCCGGGGUGGGCCAGCCUCCUUGCGCCAUGCCCACAGGCCUUUGUGCAUUCUGGAGGAUAUGUCCGCGCCCAGCACAACUCGUUCGACUCCCUGGCCUUCACCAUGACAAACGCCGGCCUCUCGAUCAGCCUGCCGAUCCUCCAGGCCUUCUCCUACCAGUUCGGGGUGUUAAACGCGAGCCACACCAGCAGCGUCCGGGCCAGGUCUGACAGCUUCGCCUGCGUGCCCAUCCAAGCCUGCCUGGACGCAGGCCACGUCCGAACAAGGGGUGUCAUGCGGAGGAAGCCGUUCCCCCCGAGCCCGCUGCUCGUGCACCACUCGUGGGCAGUGAGCCACAUGCCGUUGUGUAUACGUUCCUAUCCAGAUCCGCCCUCGGAAGUGCACGCGUUCUUUUACCGACAGAGCCUGAGGCACUCUGGCCAUGCGUUCUUGCUCCUGUUCGACGACACGCAUCAGUUGUCCGGCGACCAGGGGCCGCCCGUGAGGCCGGUGAGGACCCUCGAGUCGAGGUACUUCAACAGCAUCUCCCUCAUGGAGCGGUCCCAGGACACCGCCGGGAUAGAAAUCUUCCCCGAUGAGAAUUUUGACCGGAGGAAGAGCCUGAUAUUACUUGACAGCAGUUACACUACCGACGGGGUCUUGAUAAGACUAGGAAACCAUGAGAGGUCCUCUGUGAUCUUCCUCGGGGCAGAUUUCGGACCCAACGUCACGGGCGUGAAGAAAUUCGGCGGCGUCAUCCCUCCUUCAAGGUCGACAGAGAGGCCCCUGGGACCCCAGCUCCUGCAGGGCUUGCUGAAUCAGGUGGGUAGCAGGAGGGAAAAGGUGAAAUGGAUACGAGGCAGCGAUGCGAAUAGCGAUAGCCCUGCAGGUGAGGUCGGUCUUGAUUUUGGUGAAGAGGUCUUGUUUGAUGACGGCUCCAUUCUUCCAGUAUUUGUCACAUACGAAGGGAGGAGCCCAGUUCUGAACGAGUGCCCAGAUUAUGAAGGGACGGAGAUGGACAGUGACUCCAGCUCAGAAAUCCCAACAGCAGGCUGGCAGAGAAAAUCUGAAGCAGUCGAAGAUGACAUCGAUUUCGCGUCUGAUGCCGCUUUCUCCUGGAUGGCGGGAUAA
Diaporthe batatas is the source of this 2121-nucleotide messenger RNA. RefSeq lists its product as uncharacterized. The record is from RefSeq and is a predicted model, not a curated record. Lineage: Eukaryota; Fungi; Ascomycota; Sordariomycetes; Diaporthales; Diaporthaceae. Bases 241 to 2121 code for a protein of 626 amino acids. The transcript has a single exon.